Laccaria bicolor S238N-H82 is the source of this 885-nucleotide messenger RNA. RefSeq lists its product as uncharacterized. Gene Ontology annotation, biological process: DNA-templated transcription; transcription elongation by RNA polymerase II; transcription elongation by RNA polymerase I. The transcript has 10 exons. Gene Ontology annotation, molecular function: nucleic acid binding; zinc ion binding. Lineage: Eukaryota; Fungi; Basidiomycota; Agaricomycetes; Agaricales; Hydnangiaceae. The coding region runs from base 1 to 885 and encodes 294 amino acids. Gene Ontology annotation, cellular component: nucleus. The record is from RefSeq and is a predicted model, not a curated record.
AUGUCCGCCGAUGUUCUAGAGUUAAAAAAACUCGUCAAACAGCUGCAAAGUGCGGCUGAUGAACAGGAGAUCAUUGAUGUCUUAAAUAUCCUGAAGAAAGACUUUGAAAUCACUGAAUCUAUCCUCAGGGAGAGCAAAGCUGGGCUUGCAGUUGGGAAGCUCAGGACGCACGCGGCGAAGCAUGUAGCUGAUCUGGCAAAGGAGAUUGUGAAGAAGUGGAAAGUGGCCGUGGAGAAGGCGAAGGGGGCUCAUCAUUCAAAGGCACCACAGCAAAAUGGAAAGGGACCAGAGCGCAAGGCAUCCGUCGCGAGCACGCCUGGAACGCCAUCGACGCCCACUACAGCCAAAGUCGAAUUGCGCACCGCAAAAGGCGACGGCGUCAAAGGCAACACGGGGGACAGCACCCGAGACAAAUGUACUGAGCUGAUCUACGACGCUCUCGCCAGCGACUCUGGUGCUCCUGUUGAACUCAUCCUAAAACACGCCAAAGCAAUAGAGGCCUCAGUGCUUGCCGACUGCGAUGGAGUCACAGCGGCCUACAAAUCUAAAAUUCGGUCUCUCUUCGUCAACUUGAAGGACAAGAGCAAUCCGAGUCUACGAGAGAGCAUCGUCAGCGGGGAAUUACAGGCCGAGAAGUUUACCAAGAUGACAAGCCAGGAAAUGGCCUCAGAAGAGAGAAAGGCAGCCGAUAACAAGAUCAGAGCAGAGAACUUCCACAACUCUCUUGCUGCUGCGGAGCAGCAGGCCGAAACGGACGCGUUCCAGUGCUCCAGAUGCAAACAGAGAAAGUGCCGCUACCGCCAAGCUCAGACGCGGAGUGCCGAUGAACCUAUGACGACCUUCGUAACUUGCACGAACUGUGGAAACAGAUGGAAAUUCUCAUAA